This is a messenger RNA of Anastrepha obliqua, 2983 nucleotides long. RefSeq names its product protein tramtrack, beta isoform. The coding region runs from base 248 to 2773 and encodes 841 amino acids. The record is from RefSeq and is a predicted model, not a curated record. Gene Ontology annotation, biological process: regulation of transcription by RNA polymerase II. Gene Ontology annotation, cellular component: nucleus. The transcript is spliced from 7 exons. Gene Ontology annotation, molecular function: protein binding. Lineage: Eukaryota; Metazoa; Arthropoda; Insecta; Diptera; Tephritidae.
AUGUAAACGAUUUCAAGUUGACAUUUUGCAAUAAAUAUCUUUUGUGUGUUCAUCAUACAUACAUGAAUUAAGGAAGAAAAGUGUGAAAUUAAGUAGUAAAAUAAUUUACAUGUAACUAAGCAGUGCAAUUAACAGAAUUAAAAAUUUCGUAUUAUAAAUCACAUCUACGUAAAUAAAAGGUGCCGGUGUAAAAGCAAAAUUAAUUUUAUGAGUGUUUAAACGAAUUUGUGUGCGCUUCAUUUGGAUUAUGGAAAAUGUUAAUGCAACAGCAACAGCAGCCACUUUACAUCAACAACAACAACAAUUACAACAGCACCAGCAGCUGCAGCAACACCACCAAGAACAACAGCAACAACAUGAACAUCAACAGCAAUUUUGCUUGCGUUGGCAUAACCAUCAGACCAGUCUUCUGAGCACACUCCCAGUGCUUUUAGAUCAGUCUCACCUUACCGAUGUAACUAUUUCAGCAGAGGGACGUAUGCUGCGUGCACAUCGAGUUGUACUCAGCGCAUGCAGCACUUUUUUCCUGGAGCUCUUUCGAACCUUGGAUGCCACCAAUCAUCCAAUAAUAAUCAUACCAGGCGCUUCGUUUGCCGCCAUAGUGGCACUGCUAACCUUCAUGUAUUCCGGUGAGGUGAAUGUCUACGAAGAGCAGAUACCUAUGUUGCUUAAUCUGGCUGAGACCUUAGGCAUUAAAGGGCUUGCAGAUGUCCAAAAUAAUUUACAGAAAUCAAAUAGGCGUGCUGCUACAGCACCACCAGCGCCGCCACAGCAGACACAUGAUUUUCUAGAUGCACUGCGCAAAGAGGAGUCCGACACAUCGCCCACCCCACCCUCUCCGCCGCCGUCAUCAACAGCAAUGGCGCCGCCUACGUUGGCUCCCCCUUUAGCUUGCACCGUGCCACCGCCGACCGCGCAACUACCCCUGCUUUCCGCCGCCACAAUGCCAAAUGCCUUCAGUUCACCGCUGCUCGGCAGUAAGUUGCCUACACCCUUGGAAAGCUUCUUCCUAAAGUCACUGCAGUUUUAUCCGAAUUUGCUGCCACAACCACUUAAUUUCUCACAAACGGCGUUGAACAAGACCAGCGAGUUGCUGGCUAAAUACCAGCAGCAAUGCAACAGUUUGUACCAAGACGCGUUGGGCGCAUCGUCCAAGGAUAUUUUACCCACAUUCGGUGCUGAAGAUUAUGUGGCAGCUACACAACUAAACACGGGAGCAAUAGAAGAUGGUGGGGGAACUUAUGGCGCAGCAAAGCGAUUUUGCCUGGGUGAAAAACAACGACAAUUGACGGUACUACCUACACAGCCGCAGACUUCGCAUCUUCAUUAUCAGCAGUCGCAGUCACAGCAACCGCAUAUGCCGCAUACACUGUUGCAUACACAACCAAACUCACAACAACAAAAAGACAUUAAACGGAUCGAUAAGAUUGUAGAAAAUUUGCGUAAGACACCGUUGGGCAGCGAAAGUGGCUUAACGACACAUGGAUCACAGGUGUUGCAUCAACAGCGACAAUCACCGCAACAGCAACAACAUUUACAAAGUCAACUUCAAGCACCGUCGCUAAGUGUAAAGACCACGUUGAGCGGUAAUUAUACACCCACUUUACAAACACCUCAUUUGAGCAGCAAUAAACCGCCUUGGUCCAGCUCUCCGGCACCAGUAGCUGGCACCACACAGACUCAAUUGCAGCAGCAUCAUCAACACACUCAGGCUAUAUCUUAUUUGAGCGCAGAAGAUCAAGUGGCCAAGCUGCAACAACAAAUAGAUCAGUUUGCUAGCUGUAGCCAUAGUACCACAUCUGCAGUGGCAACGACUUCAACUGGUGUCAACAGCUCAGAGGCAAAGGUUAACGCGCAAACCGAUGGAAAUCUACUAUCUGCAUUGACGGAGAAGCCACCGACCGGCGUGUCAAACUCGUCGAAUGCGCCAAACGCCAACCCACAGCCAAAACCACCGUCGAAUUCAAAGUUGUAUGCAACAUGCUUCAUCUGCCACAAACAGCUCAGCAAUCAAUAUAAUUUGCGUGUACAUCUAGAGACACACCAGAAUGUGCGCUAUGCUUGCAAUGUUUGUUCGCAUGUGUCGCGCAGCAAAGAUGCACUACGCAAGCACGUUUCCUAUCGCCAUCCCGGCGCACCGUCGCCUUGCGAAUCAGAAGCACGCCGCAAGCGUGCUACCAAAGCGGCAAACGCAUCACCACCUGUUGCCACCGUCACCACAUCAACAAGCUCGGGAGCUUCAGGUAGCGGUAGCGCAACACCCACUUCACCUGUUGCUGCAGUCAGCGCGCCAUUUCAACUAAAUCCACUCGGCACGAUUGCCAACUCAGCGACUGCUACGUCGGUUAGUGCGAGCGGGGAAACCGGCAAUACGUCUACAUUGAAUGCAGAGGCGCAAAUGGCGGCGGCAGCACAGUUGAGUUCUGCUUAUAUGUUUUUGCCGAAUCAAUUUCAUUUAGCGGCGGCAGCAGCUGCCGCUGCGCAACAACAACAGCAGCAGCAACAGCAAUUGCAAAAUGCUAUAGAUGCUUCAAAUACAGCAGCAGCAGUGGCAGCUUUAAGCUUUGCAGCCACCUCGACGUCGUCUGCUACACCGACUACAGCAACUGCUUCAAAUGGGGAGGAUGGCAGUGCAGUGGCGUUGGCCAAUAAUGUGCACAUUAAACGUGAGCCCAGUCCAGUCGUUGGCAGCCCGGUCACAAGGCAGCAAACUGGCAGUAAUAAUAACAGUUUGGGCGGUUUAGGGGACUUAAGUCCAACAAAUGUGCCGUAGUGUAAACGGUUUCCGUUCAUAUUUUAGUCAGUAGUACGGUUUUAGUAUCAAUUAUCCUUUCCUCAUUUCACGUUUUUUGUUUUUUUUUAUAUACGGAUCAGCUUUAUUAUAUAAAUUUUUAUUUUGAAGUGUAACAAGUUUGCUACUAGAUUUAAGUCCUUAAGAGACUUUUUACACAAAUGAUCCCAUCGUUAGCCCCGGCUGUGAUAA